AUGGCUUCAAAACUUUCAACACUCGCUAAAAAUUUGGUAACUCCUGACUUUUCUAAAUUCCGUGAGACGGGGAAGCAUUUUGCCACCAGUGAUAUGAACCUUGUAACCUGUAAGGGUGUAUACCCUUACGAGUAUACGGACGAGUGGAGUAAACUCGAUGAAAAUGCGUUACCGGAUAAAGCUGAAUUUUACACUGAAUUUUACAGUAUCCUGACCGAGUCAGCAAUUAAAGAUGAAGAGUACGAGCACGCGAUGAAAGUAUGGAAACAUUUUGGAUGUAAAGCGAUUGGUGAAUAUUCAGAUUUGUAUUUAAAAAUUAAUGUAUUGCUGCUGGCCGAUAUUUUUGAUAAUGUCCGUGAUGUGUGUAUGAAGACUUACAACUUAGAUCCUGCAUACUAUUACACCACUCCAGGGUUUAAAUUUGAUGGCAUGCUUAAAUUCACGGCAAUAAAACUAGAAUUACUGUCAGAUUAUGAAAUGCUUCUCAUGUUUGAAGACGGUAUUCGAGGUGGGCUCACACAAACAUGCGGUAUGCAAAAUCAAACAAUGAAAAAACACCAGAUUACAACCCGGCAGAUCCAAAAUCAUGGCUUGCAUCAAUCUUUACGGCUGGGUAAUGUCUCAGUUUAUGCCCUACGGAGAUUUCAAGACAAGUGGGUUAAACCAUCACUCGACGGAUUAUACGAUUUGACUGAGGAUUCGCCCAUAGGACGGGUUUACGAGGUUCACUUUGUUUAUCCAAAAAAAUUACAUGAUAAACAUAACGACUUGCAAAUCCUACCACAAAACAGCAUACCACCAAGUUCAAAAGUACGCAAACUCAUGGCUACAUUUGAGCUUAAGAAAAAUUAUGUUGUUCACUAUCGAAACCUCCAGCAAGCCAUAAACAAUGGUCUCGUAGUUGAAAAGGUGCAUAGAGUUAUUCAAUUCAAGCAAUCACCUUGGCUUGCCCAGUAUAUUGAAUUAAACACUAAUAUGAGGGAAAAGGCGGAAAAUGAAUUUGAGCGGGAUUUCUUCAAAUUGAUGAAUAAUGCUGUAUUCGGAAAAACUAUGGAAAACGUUCGUAAACGUAUAGACAUGGAACUUGUAUCGUGCGAUCGACGUUUACAGAAAUUAAUAAACAGAUCAACAUUUAAAUAUUCCACCACCUAUUCCAAAAACUUGAACGCCAUAACAUUGGAGAAAAAAAUCAUUAAUUUUUGUAAACCUAUUUAUAUCGGUUUUUCAGUAUUGGACAUAAGUAAAACACUGAUGUACAACUGUCAUUAUAACGUAAUGAAAAGACACUAUGGAGAUGAUAUUAAGCUAAUGUACACCGAUACGGAUUCACUGGUGUACCAUAUUAUUACGGAUGACUUUUACCAGGACUUGGCAAAUAACGCAAACUUGCUAGACAAGAUGGAUACAUCUGACCUACCGAAAGACCAUUCGUGCUACAUUCCCUACCGUAAGAAGAUACCAGGUCUAUUUUCUGACGAGACCAAGGGUGAUAUAAUGACUGAGUUUUGCGCGCUGCGAGCAGUCAUAUUCAUACAUUUUGGCUGGGAAGGAAACAAUCAAAGCGAAGGGGAUUAG
This is a messenger RNA of Metopolophium dirhodum (rose-grain aphid), 1575 nucleotides long. RefSeq lists its product as uncharacterized. Lineage: Eukaryota; Metazoa; Arthropoda; Insecta; Hemiptera; Aphididae. Bases 1 to 1575 code for a protein of 524 amino acids. The record is from RefSeq and is a predicted model, not a curated record. The transcript has 8 exons.